Dendrobium catenatum is the source of this 664-nucleotide messenger RNA. RefSeq lists its product as uncharacterized. Lineage: Eukaryota; Viridiplantae; Streptophyta; Magnoliopsida; Asparagales; Orchidaceae. The transcript has 4 exons. The record is from RefSeq and is a predicted model, not a curated record. Gene Ontology annotation, biological process: double-strand break repair via homologous recombination; DNA damage tolerance. Bases 210 to 644 code for a protein of 144 amino acids. Gene Ontology annotation, molecular function: ubiquitin-protein transferase activity. Gene Ontology annotation, cellular component: Smc5-Smc6 complex; nucleus.
GGGGGGUGCGUCAGAAUGGUGCUGUUGGUUGGGAACACACACGUUAGUUCAGGCGCUGCUGUCUCGUGGCCCUAAAGGAGCGGGAGUUUCACGACGUCUUCGCCGGUAUCACUGGGAAAAAUGCAGUUACACACAAGCAACUGUUCAAUGAUUGUCUACUCAAGAUAAACAAGGAGUUGGAUUUUGUCCAAUUUGAGCUACGAGCAUGCAUGGACCAAUAUGAUGGAAAUAUUUAUUAUGGAAUUGUUAAUAAUGUUUCUGAUGAGCAAUCCAAGCUUGGGACAAAGUACUCUGUUCCACAGAUUGUGUUCUAUAAGGCUAUUAUAGAAGCAAUUGUUUUGAAUGGAAUGAAUCAAGGAUAUAUAACCAGCAUUGAAGCCCUAAAUAUUCGCCUUGAAAAUCAGGUCCAGGAUGGACAGGCUCCACAGGACAGCCAAUCCCGCAUUCCUGUGGCAUUUAAGAGUUUCACGAUUUCUCAAAAGGAAAAAACUCUCGGUGAACUCAUACGGGACCAGUGGCUGUCCUCUACUUCAGAUGGUAAAAUUGGACUUGGAGUCCGUUCUUUUCUUGAUUUGCGUAGCUGGUUUCUCAAUAAUGAGGUUGUGCCAUGCCAUGUCUGCAAUGAAGCUGCUAUAAAGGUCUGAACUCCUGUAAUUUCGAAUUU